Molecule: messenger RNA, 1890 nt
Organism: Clupea harengus (Atlantic herring)
Lineage: Eukaryota; Metazoa; Chordata; Actinopteri; Clupeiformes; Clupeidae
Product: E3 ubiquitin/ISG15 ligase TRIM25-like
Exons: 6
Coding region: 34-1350 (438 amino acids)
Molecular function (GO): zinc ion binding
Source: RefSeq, a predicted model, not a curated record
AGCCAGCACGUGUGUGCCUGUGUGGUAGGUGAAAUGGCCAGUGCUUCAGUGUUUCAGGAUGAGUUCUGUUGUCCUAUCUGUCUGGAUCUGAUGAAGGAUCCGGUGACUGUUACCUGUGGACACAGUUUCUGUUUGAACUGUAUUACGGGGUGCUGGGAUCAGGAAGACCAUAAGGGUGUUUACAGCUGCCCCCAGUGCAGAGAGACCUUCACUCCUAGACCUGUUAUUCGCAGAAACACAUUGCUGGCUGAUGUUGUGGAGAAACUGAAGAAGACAGAAGUCCAGUCUGAAGACACGUCUCCUUCCAACGCCGGACCCGACGAUGUGGAGUGUGAUUUCUGCACUGGGAGAAAACACAAAGCCAUCAAGUCGUGUCUAACAUGCAUGGGCUCUUACUGUGAGGUUCACAUCCAAUCUCAUUAUCAAGUGGCCUGUCUGAAAAAGCACAAGCUAGUGAACGCCUCCUCACGGCUACAAGAGAAGCUCUGCUCACAACACGACAGAAUCAUUGAGGUGUUUUGUCGCACAGAUCAGAAGUUAAUAUGUAUGCUCUGUUCAAUGGAUGACCACAACGGACACAAAAUUGUUUCCGCUAUAGCAGAACGAACUGAGAAGCAGAAAGAGUUGUUGGUGAUGAAGAAGGAUAACCAAAAGUGGAUCCAGCAGAAGGAGAAGGAGGUGGAGGAGGUGAAAGGGGCUUUGAAGUCUCUGCAGGCCUCUGCACAAAAAGCUGAUGAGGACACAGAGAGGAUAUUCACGGAGCUGAUCAGCUUCUUGGAGAAAAAACGCUCUGAGGUGAAAGAGUCGAUCAGAGCUCAGGAGAAGGCAGAGGUGAGUCGAGCUGAAGGACUCCUGAAGCAGCUGGAGCUGGAGAUCGCUAAGCUAAAGAACAGAUAUGCUGAGAUGGAGCAACUCCAGCCAAUUGAGGACCCCAUUGAUUUCCUUCAGAGUUUCCAGUCACACCUCACCUCCUCACCUGCGGCUAAGAACCUUCCCAAGAUUACUUUUGACACAAAGUUCUCCUUCAGCGAAGUGAUGAAAUCAGUGUCUCCGUCUCUAAAUGAGAAAACAAAACAGUUCCUCCAGAACAUAUUUAAAGUCACGGGCUUAAUGAAGGGGGACAAGGUCAAACUGAAGACUCCUCAGACCGUUGGCAAGACUUUACAAUGUAAUCAUCACAAUGGAUUAGUGUACAUCAAACACAAGUAUAACAUCACUGUCAGUGGUGUGGGUGAGGUAACAGGUUUUACAGGGCCCGAUACUGUGACCGUUAACUUUCCUGAGCUGCCUGGUUGGCAGGGGAGUUCUUCUCUGCUGGAACUGGUAUUUGCAAUAAAGAAAGAGCCAUGAUCAUGAUGAAGAUUAUUAUGAUCUCUUACAUAUUUACUUCCCCUUACGUUCAUUUUGGACCGACCAAAACCACCCUAGAUGUCCCUCUAUGCAAAUGAUCUGCUGAUGCUCUAUGCAAAUACAUUUGACAUUUGACCUUUAUUUUAUGCAACAUUAUGAACAGCUGCAAAGAUCACAUCUUGAAAUCAUUCAUGAAUCGAUUUCCUCGCUCUUCUUUCUGCCUUUGUUAGCGUGUAACAAUCUCCAUAUUAUGAUCUAUUAAUAGUGUAUGCCACUUUUGCAGUGUCACAGUAGAGUGGAAUUUAUUAACACAAUGCAGCUUAUAUGUCAAUGCGGCAAUGCCUUUGUUUCUUGUUCAUUAAGUUUAAUCCAAAGAAGAAUGACGACCUGUUAAUCAGUUAAAGACUUAAGAUGUUCUUUGAAUUCAUUUUGUUGUCAUGUAAGGGUAGGUGCAAAGUAAUGCACAUUAUACGGUAUAUCACGGUUUUAUCAGUGCCGAUGUUGGAGUAUAUUUCACCUUGAGGCUUUAUGAAUAAACAA